This is a messenger RNA of Osmerus eperlanus (European smelt), 1506 nucleotides long. Its product is annotated as interferon alpha/beta receptor 1a-like. Gene Ontology annotation, molecular function: cytokine receptor activity; protein binding. The record is from RefSeq and is a predicted model, not a curated record. Bases 122 to 1003 code for a protein of 293 amino acids. Lineage: Eukaryota; Metazoa; Chordata; Actinopteri; Osmeriformes; Osmeridae. Gene Ontology annotation, biological process: cytokine-mediated signaling pathway. Gene Ontology annotation, cellular component: plasma membrane. The transcript has 7 exons.
AGGUGAGAGUUGAUUUCCUGUUUGCGCGUUCACUAAAUUCACAAGUAGUCUUGAUUAAGAUGAAAGAACGCCAAACAUCACCGAAAUUACAGAAUGUAGUGGUACGACUUUAGUGACGUGAAUGCGAGCACUACAUUUUUGCCUGGCUGUCAUUUUUUCGAGCUCUGUUUUUGCUGCUUUGCCAAGCCCUCAGAAUGUGAAAAUGGAUGCCAUCAACACUCGAUACAUUCUCCUGUGGGAAUGGAAUCAGUCGCAGCAUGACAAAGUCACUUUCACAGCAGAAUUCACCUUCUCUAACGAUGAAAGCGGCUACACCAGGAUAUGUACUGGCAUGACGCAAAAAUGGUGCAACUUCUCCUCCAAACUGGACUACUUUGCGAGUUAUGAACUAAGAGUCCGGGCUGAGGGUCAUGCGGGACUCAAGUCAAGCUGGGCCAUCAGGAAGGAAUUCUGUCCUGAAGAGGACGCAACCCUGGGUCCACCAACCCACGUGAGAGUGGAGCCAGGCAACGGCAUGGUAACUAUCAGCUUCAGGGAGCCAAUGACAGAGCAGGGAGCUCCCAUGAGCUUCAUUCUAAAGAACAUGGCAUUCAAACUGCAGUACUGGGACACACAGACCCCGAGCCAGAAAGUAACCAAGGUGAUUCAGGCGACUCAGCACACACUGAUUCUGCAGCCACGGAAACAGUUCUGUCUACAGGUCAGCGCCAUCAGCGAAGAAUAUGAAAAAGUCAGCCCUCACACACAAAUGCAGUGUGUGACCACUACGGGAGACCUUACAGUGUGGCUCAUCUUGCUAGCUGUGGUUGGUCCAGCUCUGUCGAUAGGACUCGUCUACAUUUACCGCAGAAAGAAAAGAAGGGUUCCAUCUCAUUCUAUAAAACCCAGCAGCAUAUUGGGUCUUCCAAAAUCCCUCACACCCUUGUCCGUGGAUUCCAGCGAGGAGAGCUGUGCGGUGAUGACUGUGGUUACAAACGGUUGGCCGCAGGACAGAGGUCAUUGAGAAAUCUAGGAUGUACAGGGGAGGACAGUGGCAGAAACAGCGACUGGAUCUAACCGAGAGUAACGCCAGUGGUCGUCAUGGCAACACAAAUAGUUAUCUUUGGGUGACGUUCUUCGAUUUUGAAAAACUAUAAGGCCUGUUGGCUUGAAAUGCUACAUGCAUUGUGAAAUGGUUUUCGGUCUGUUCAUUUGUUGUAAGUUCCACUGUAUUGGCAGUAUUUAAUGCCUUUUAAUCACAUUUUUAUGUAACGGUGUGAAAACCGUGAACCUCACUCCUCAGGUAUGUAGCAGGCCACCCGCGUCAACAAAGAGCUAGUUUUUCGUUGGCGUAGUUGGUAGUGUUCGUGCUUGGCAAGUCAAAGGUCGAGUGUUCGAAUCCCGCGAAUGGCGAUGGAUACCUUGUUGUGACGGAGCGUGGCCACGUCUGUUACAUACCGUCACAUUUACAUCGAGUGUGAUUGUUUUUUUACUUUAAUAAAGCCUAAUUCAUUUUCUUGAUUUCAA